This is a messenger RNA of Bombina bombina (fire-bellied toad), 1426 nucleotides long. RefSeq names its product biorientation of chromosomes in cell division protein 1. The transcript is spliced from 4 exons. The record is from RefSeq and is a predicted model, not a curated record. NCBI's taxonomy places the organism in Eukaryota, Metazoa, Chordata, Amphibia, Anura, Bombinatoridae. The coding region runs from base 342 to 857 and encodes 171 amino acids.
GGGGUUACGAGAUUCUGUUACCCAGGUUACCAGGGCCCUCCUACAAUCUUCAUUACCUGCUUGGACAAGGAAUGUCAAUCUUCUGGCUGCCGAUGGUAUUAGCUGUGUCCAUGGCUGUAGAAGUAGCUGUUGGUUAUAGAUCACAACAUAAUCGCUUAGCAUAGACGGAACCCAAGCUCAUCAAAGGAUCAAACGUAUUCCUGCUGUAAUAAAGUCAGUAUACAGGAUUUUUAUCAUCUUGAAAUUUCAGGAAUCCAUUUCCUGCUCAUGAGCACACAGUCAUACGUGUAAAAAGGCCCAAUUUGGAAAAUAUUUAAACGGAAAAUCAGCAAGAGGCAGCUAUGGCGGAUGGCAGUAACAGUGGUAUUAGUGGCUCAUCAUCCGUGGGAGGAAUCGCUAAUCCAGCCUCUUUACCACCUGGUGAUUCCCAGCUUAUUGCCUUGAUCGUGGAGCAGCUUAAGAGUCGUGGUCUGUUUGACGGGUUUCGGAGAGAUUGUUUAGCUGAUGUGGACACAAAACCAGCUUACCAAAAUCUACGUCAGAAGGUGGAUAACUUUGUAUCAACACACCUUGAUAAACAGGAGUGGAAUGCUGGUAUGAACAAAAACCAGCUUAGAAAUGGACUAAGACAAAGCGUUGUUCAAUCGGGGAUGCUAGAGGCUGGGGUGGAUAGGAUUAUUUCACAGGUGGUAGACCCAAAACUAAAUCAUAUAUUCAGACCCCAAAUUGAAAAGGCAAUCCAUGAGUAUCUAGCAACUCAGACAAAAGAGGAGGUUGGACCAGCUCCUCCCCCACCUCUCCCUCCUCCAGAACCAGAAGAAUGUGACCCACCAGAGCCUUCUCAAGGGGCUUCAUAAGAUGAUCCUUAGAGAGACGUUUGCUUAAAGAAAUACUGCAUUUGUAAUGCUGAAAAGCUAAAAUACAUGUUUAUGAGAAGAACCGUAGCUUAAGUGCAGGUGAAGGGCAGAAAUUAAAACUGGAAAAAGAUGGUCAAAUUAGAGUCCAUCUGUGGGUAGUGUAAUAGAUUAUACACUCAAAUAUAGGAUUUGUUUUAAUUUUUUUGUCAAUGAAAUGUUAGGUUUUUAAAUAGUGGAUAAAAUUGGGCAUUAAUAUGGUUUUGAUGCUAUAAUACUAUAGAUCAUGGAUUAUUUGUAAAUAUAAGGCAAAUAUUUGCAUGUCUUUGCUUUAAAAAUGUGUUAUAUAAAUUGUUUAAUACUAUUGUACCGAAUAAUAGGUAUUUGCAUAAUGGUAUAUUUGUUUUGAUUCUCAGAUCCUUUUUCUUGGCAAAAACUACCUACAAUAUCUACUGAAUGUGUAUAAUAGUCAUUGCUUAUCACCAGAUGAUGAUCAUGUUUUUAUGAAUUUUGAAUAAACUUUUCUUGUAGUUGUAUCCUCUUCCUGAAAAUAAAUAUUUUUGUUAACUUGA